Molecule: messenger RNA, 3574 nt
Organism: Camarhynchus parvulus
Lineage: Eukaryota; Metazoa; Chordata; Aves; Passeriformes; Thraupidae
Gene: HHIP
Product: hedgehog interacting protein
Exons: 13
Coding region: 454-2547 (697 amino acids)
Source: RefSeq, a predicted model, not a curated record
CAUCGCCCGGCCCGGCCGCCGCCGCAGUCCCGCCGCGGGGACACCCUUCCUAUGGGACGACAAGUGAAGGGCUGCUGCCGCCGCCCGCUGCCUGGCCCGCCCCGAGUCUCGGCGCUUCGGCGCGGCAGCGGCAGCUGCUAAAACCUGUGCCGCUCGCACAACUUCGCCGGCUUCGAGCAUCCUCCCGCCGGGGCUAGGGGGCUCGGUCCCCCCCCGCUCCUGCCUCUUCGCGUCCACCUUUCUGGAAGAAGCGGGGGUGGCCGAGGUGCUGUUCCUCCGUCGGCUCUUUAACCGCCGCUGUUAUUAUUCUCCUCCAGACUUUCCCCUUCUGGGGGAGGGAGGUGGUUUCCUGAUCUGAAGUGCAAAGAAAAGUCAGUGGGAUUCCCCUCCUUCCUUCUCCCCCCACCCACCCCCCCACCCCCGGUUUGGGUGCAUUCACACGCUCCCUCAGGCAUGAUGCUCAAGAUGCUGCCGUUUAAGCUGCUGCUGGUGGCCGUGGUUCUGUGCUUCUUCGAGGGGGAUGCCAAGUUUGGGGAGAGCGGCGCCCGGAGGAGAAGGUGCCUCAACGGGACCCCGCCGCGGCGGCUGAAGAAGCGGGACCGGCGGGUGCUGUCCCCGGAGGCCCCGGGCGGCGGGGAGGCGAUGUGCCGCGGCCUCUACCCCCGCCUGUCCUGCUGCUCCCGCUCCGAGGCGCAGGGUCUGCCGCACGCCGAAGCCAAGGUCCUUUCUGUUACCAACAACACAGAAUGUGCGAAGCUACUGGAGGAAAUCAAGUGUGCACACUGCUCACCUCACGCUCAGAACCUAUUCCACUCACCUGAGAAAGGGGAAACUCCUGAAAAAGAACUAAUGCUUCCCUACCUGUGCAAAGACUAUUGUAAAGAGUUCUAUUACACCUGCAGAGGUCAUAUACCAGGUUUCCUCCAAACUACAGCUGAUGAGUUUUGCUAUUACUAUGCAAGAAAAGAUGGUGGUGUGUGCUUUCCAGAUUUUCCAAGAAAACAAGUGCGAGGGCCAGCUUCUAACUCCCUGGACCACAUGGAAGAAUAUGACAAAGAGGAAGAGAUCAGCAGAAAACACAAGCACAACUGCUUCUGUAUUCAGGAGGUUGUGAGUGGACUAAGGCAGCCUGUUGGAGCAGUACAUUGUGGGGAUGGAUCCCAUCGCCUCUUUAUUCUUGAGAAAGAAGGAUACGUGAAGAUCUUCACUCCGGAAGGAGACAUACUCAAGGAACCUUUUUUGGAUAUACACAAGCUUGUUCAAAGUGGAAUAAAGGGAGGAGAUGAAAGAGGACUGUUAAGCCUUGCAUUCCACCCCAAUUACAAGAAAAAUGGAAAGCUGUAUGUGUCUUAUACCACCAACCAAGAACGGUGGGCUAUUGGACCUCAUGACCACAUCCUUAGGGUCGUAGAAUACACAGUAUCCAGGAAAAAUCCACACCAAGUUGACAUGAGGACAGCAAGAGUGUUUUUAGAAGUAGCAGAACUCCAUCGAAAACAUCUGGGAGGACAGCUGCUGUUUGGCCCAGAUGGCUUCCUAUACAUUUUUCUUGGAGAUGGCAUGAUCACUCUAGAUGACAUGGAGGAGAUGGAUGGUUUAAGUGAUUUUACAGGUUCUGUAUUGCGCCUUGAUGUCAAUACUGACCUGUGCAAUGUCCCUUACUCCAUCCCACGGAGCAACCCACACUUCAACAGCACCAACCAACCUCCUGAGAUUUUUGCACAUGGACUCCACAAUCCAGGCCGGUGUGCUGUGGACCGGCACCCAACAGAUAUAAACACCAAUUUAACUAUACUGUGUUCGGAUUCAAAUGGAAAGAACAGAUCUUCAGCAAGGAUCUUACAAAUAAUAAAGGGCAAAGACUAUGAAAGUGAGCCCUCCCUUCUAGAAUUCAAACCCUUCAGCAGUGGCUCCCUGGUUGGUGGAUUUGUGUAUCGGGGCUGCCAGUCGGAGAGGCUCUAUGGAAGUUACGUGUUUGGAGACCGCAAUGGAAAUUUUUUAACACUGCAACAGAGUCCUGUAACCAAACAGUGGCAAGAGAAACCCCUCUGUCUUGGCAACACUGGCUCAUGUAGAGGUUUCUUUUCAGGCCCUGUCUUGGGAUUUGGAGAAGAUGAAUUAGGUGAGAUUUACAUAUUAUCAAGCAGUAAAAGUAUGACACAGCCUCACAGUGGAAAACUCUACAAGAUUGUUGACCCAAAAAGGCCUUUAGUCCCUGAAGAAUGCAAAAGAACAGCUCAGCCUGCACAGAUACUGACAUCUGAAUGCUCAAGGCACUGUCGGAACGGGCACUGCACUCCCACAGGAAAAUGCUGCUGUAAUCAAGGCUGGGAAGGAGAGUUCUGCAGAACUGCAAAAUGCGACCCAGCCUGUCGACAUGGAGGUGUCUGUGUAAGACCUAAUAAAUGCUUAUGUAAAAAAGGCUAUCUCGGCCCCCAGUGUGAACAAGUGGACAGAAACAUCCGAAGAGUGACAAGGGCAGGUAUUCUGGAUCAGAUCCUAGAUAUGACAUCCUAUUUGCUGGAUCUAACCAGCUACAUUGUAUAGUUUCUGGGACUAUUUGGAAACUCCACUUUCAGCGGGCAUUUGUUUUGAAUCCUGUCAUUUUUGAAAGACUGUUAUCCUGCAACAAACACCGGUGAUUUGAUUUCCUUUAUUAAUUUAAGUGUAAUAUCCACCAAUGUGCAGAAAAAUCCCCUGUAUGUGUGUAAAUAUUCCUGCACGUCUCCAGAGACGGCCCGAUAUCCAAUAUGUACACACAUACACACGCAGCCGCUAUCACAAAUACGGUUUUGCAGAGAGUGGAAUCUUUUUUAAUAUUUAUUUCUUCAUGAGAAAUAGUUUACGAAGCAAUUCCACUGUAAAAUACAUUUUCGUCAAAGGACUUUCCUGAUGUCUUAAUGGAUUCCUUGACAUCCCAGAAAUCUCGUUCCUGUACCUAUCUGAUUAUAGCAGUGAGAAAGCAGUUUCCAAACAUCGCUGUAUAAACUGCUGGACUUAAUAAAAUCCAGUUGUAACAGUUUCUAAGGUAAACUGAACUCCUUCAUGAGACAAUAUUUCAGAACUGCUUAAUGCAUUCCUAUCUAGGCAAUUCAUUGUAAGACUGUAACCUUCACUUUCAUCAAUGUAACUCUAUUACAGAAUGUUAUUUCUUUAUCUAGCAUAGAUGCAAAAGUCUGGUUAUCGCAGCUUAAUAUCAAGAUUGUUUCAAGUGUUUAAUAAUUAAAUUAUAUUCGCAUAUUUCAAAACCAGUCAUCCUAGAAGGUCUGCUUUUUAUCAUAUAUUUUAUUUAACGAUGGGCACUGGGUUCAUGUUACAUAUUUAUAUUAUUUUAUUUUAUUUUUAUAAUAUAGACAUCACCUAGAUGAGACAGCUUUACCAUGUCCUGUAAAAUACUAAAGUUACAUUUUUCACCAAGCUAAUUGGAAAGACUGGGAAAGAGAGCAAACACACACACACUUCAAUGUGUUGUGGAUCUAAUCUAGAAAUGUACCCUUGUGUCAACUUGUGUUCAUUUACACCGGAUGAGAAAAAAAAAGCAAACACCCACCAACCCUAAUAAAAUUGCAGCAUG